Molecule: messenger RNA, 1381 nt
Organism: Cyprinodon variegatus (sheepshead minnow)
Lineage: Eukaryota; Metazoa; Chordata; Actinopteri; Cyprinodontiformes; Cyprinodontidae
Source: the annotation of a RefSeq genome assembly
AUGCUAAAAAUCCUUGCCCCAACAAUUUUUUUAUUCGUAUCAACUUGGUUUACACCUAAAAAGCACCUCUGAUCCUCCACCCUCCUUUACAGUCUCAUUAUUGCGGUCGCCAGUUUGCUGUGACUGGCCGCACCCUCUGAAACAGGCUGGUCCUUUCUUAGUCCAUACAUGGCUUCUGACCCCCUUUCCACUCCUCUCUUAGUCCUAACCUGCUGACUUCUUCCCCUCAUAGUACUUGCAAGUCAGAACCAUUUAAAAAUGGAGCCCACUAAUCGUCAACGAGCCUACAUCUCCCUGCUAAUCUCAUUACAAAUCUUCUUAAUUAUAGCAUUUAGCGCAACAGAGGUAAUUAUAUUUUACGUAAUGUUUGAGGCCACCCUUAUUCCCACCCUUAUUAUCAUCACCCGGUGGGGUAAUCAGAUGGAGCGCUUAAAUGCUGGGACUUACUUCUUAUUUUAUACACUUGCAGGCUCUCUGCCCCUCCUAGUGGCCCUACUGGUUUACCAAAGCUCGGCAGGCACUCUAUCAUUCCUCACACUACCCCACCUCCCCCACAUUCAGCUCCACACAUGGGCAGAUAAACUCUGAUGAGCAGCAUGCUUACUAGCAUUCCUUGUCAAAAUACCUCUCUACGGAGCACACCUCUGACUCCCCAAAGCACACGUAGAGGCCCCAAUUGCCGGCUCCAUAGUACUAGCUGCGGUUUUAUUAAAGCUGGGCGGAUACGGCAUGAUACGAGUCCUUAUUAUCCUGGACCCCUUAACUAAAGAACUCAGCUACCCCUUUAUUAUCUUAGCUCUCUGGGGUGUCAUUAUGACGGGCUCUAUUUGCCUUCGCCAAACAGAUCUUAAGUCACUUAUUGCCUACUCAUCCGUCAGUCACAUAGGCCUUGUAGCCGCAGGAAUCCUUAUUCAAACACCCUGAGGCUUCACAGGAGCCCUUAUCUUGAUAAUUGCCCACGGCCUAACUUCCUCAGCACUCUUCUGCUUGGCUAACACUAAUUACGAACGGACACACAGUCGCACAAUACUCUUGGCGCGAGGCCUCCAAACAGUCCUUCCUCUAAUAGCCACAUGAUGAUUUAUUGCAAGCCUGGCUAAUUUAGCACUUCCUCCCCUCCCUAAUCUUAUAGGAGAACUAAUGAUUAUUACAUCGUUGUUUAACUGGUCGAUGUGAACACUAAUUCUUACAGGCCUCGGGACGCUUAUCACUGCCAGCUACUCCCUCUACAUGUUCCUUCUUACACAACGAGGCCCUCUCCCAAGCCACCUUAUCUCUUUAGACCCCUCCCACUCCCGAGAACACCUCCUUCUCACCCUUCACCUUCUUCCCCUCCUUCUCCUGAUCCUUAAGCCUGAGCUCGUGUGAGGUUGAACUGCCU